Misgurnus anguillicaudatus (oriental weatherfish) is the source of this 2225-nucleotide messenger RNA. RefSeq names its product cytochrome P450 1B1-like. Gene Ontology annotation, molecular function: steroid 17-alpha-monooxygenase activity; iron ion binding; heme binding. The record is from RefSeq and is a predicted model, not a curated record. Gene Ontology annotation, biological process: hormone biosynthetic process; progesterone metabolic process. Lineage: Eukaryota; Metazoa; Chordata; Actinopteri; Cypriniformes; Cobitidae.
UUAAAUGAGUUAUGUGUGUGUUCAGACAUCUCCAGUUUUAAUGGGAGGAGAGAAAGAGAGCUAGACGUAAAGUAAAGUACUCCUUUCGCUUAAACUCCUCCUAUACUCUUGAGAUAUAUAACAGUGUCAAGACUGAAACUCUGCACUCGUCUAAUCUGGUGAAAUACUGUCGAGUGUUUCUGUGAUCCUGCAGUCGAAGAGGACAAACCACAGCAGGCCACUCAAGUCCUCACAUUCUUCUGCGAUUUCCUAUUCUCAACCCUUCAGAAUGAAAGAGAUUUACUAAUCCACACAAAUUUCUUUCUUUUCUUAAAGACCCAUCGGAGCUUCAGAAUAUCACAGAACCCUCAGACGUUUGACAUGCAGGGCAGCAAGAACAUCGAGGGAUGGAGCUCACAAAUCCAUCCUGCUCUCAUUGCAUCCUUCAUCUUCCUCUGCUGUCUGGAGGCUUGUUUCUGGUUCAGGAAUCAAAGAGUAAGGAAGAGGCUUCCAGGGCCCUUUGCUUGGCCGCUCGUUGGUAACGCCAUGCAACUCGGCCCAAUGCCCCACAUCACCUUUUCCAAACUGGCUAAGACGUACGGAAACGUUUAUCAGAUCAGACUGGGAAACAGCGACGUUGUGGUCCUGAACGGUGAAGCGGUCAUACGUGAAGCGCUGCUACAACAUGCCGCAGAGUUUGCCGGCAGACCGAACUUUGUGUCUUUUCGCUCAGUAUCUGGAGGAAAUGGGAUGACGUUCAACAGUUACAGCAAACGGUGGAAGAUCCACCGUAAAAUAGCUCAGUCCACCAUCCGUGCCUUUUCUUCAGCAAAUAGUCAAACGAAAAAAGCCUUUGAGAUGAACAUCACCGCUGAGGCUGUGGAAUUGAUUCAGACGUUUUUGAAACUAAGUUCAAAGAACCAAUAUUUCAAUCCCUCUAACGUACUGAUCAUUGCAGCUGCUAACAUCAUUUGCGCUCUUUGUUUUGGGAAACGUUACGGACACGAUGACCAAGAGUUUAAAGCUCUCCUGUGCAGAGUAAAUAAAUUUAGCGAGACGGUAGGUGCUGGAAGUUUGGUGGAUGUUAUGCCCUGGCUGCAGUCUUUUCCCAAUCCUGUUAGGAAUGUUUUUCAGACCUUUAAAGACCUCAACAAAGACUACUUUUCUUUCGUCAGAAGAAAAGUCAUGGAACACAGGCAAACCUUUGACCCCAAAGUCACCAGGGACAUGAGCGAUGCCAUUAUUGGUGCGAUGGAUCAUGCGGACGCAGAGACCGGUUUGACCGAAGCCCACACUGAGGCGACUGUGGCUGAUCUCAUCGGAGCGGGGCUGGAGACCGUCUCCACCACGCUGCACUGGAUGCUGCUUCUGCUGGUCAAAUAUCCGUCGAUCCAGAGCAAACUCCAAGAGGAGAUCGAUAAAGCGGUGGGUCGUGACAGACUCCCCUCGAUUGAAGACAGAAGUAACCUGGUCUAUCUGGACGCGUUCAUCUACGAAACCAUGCGCUACACCAGCCUUGUGCCGGUCACCAUACCUCACUCGACCACCUCAGACGUGACCAUCGAGGGUCUUCGCAUCCCCAAAGACACCGUGGUGUUCAUCAAUCAGUGGUCGGUCAAUCACGACCCUCAGAAGUGGCGAGACCCUCACAUCUUCAAUCCGUCACGGUUCUUGGAUGAGAACGGAGAUCUGGAUAAGGACUUGACCAACAACGUGAUGAUUUUCUCUGUUGGGAAGAGAAGAUGCAUUGGAGAGCAGAUCGCCAAAGUAGAAGUUUUCCUGAUUGUUGCCACAUUACUGCAUCAGUUGAGUUUUGAGCGUGACCCUGCACAGGAUUUGACUUUAAACUGCUCUUAUGGUUUAACAUUGAAGCCUUAUUUUUAUCAAAUUUCUGUCAAGCCCAGAGGAAGUUUAUUACCAGAGGUGUGAAAAAAUUGUAAGGUUUAUAUAUAUCUAUCACUCCUUUCAGCAUAUAAACUCAUGACAGGAGCUGUUUUAUAUACAUUUCUAUUUGGAAAUGCCAAGAACAAUCAAAGUGUAUCUUAAGGGUUGUUUGUAAGAAUGAAACUCAAAUGUACAUCAUUUUUAGAAACCAGUAUUCUGUUGUAAAUACAAAUGAUUUUUAAAUGGUGAAGCUGACAAAAUGCAUUUUCUUUUUAAAUAAACAUUGUCUUUUAUAUAAUAAAAUCUUUAUAUUUACACCCUUAAUAAUGUUAUUUGCAAAAAUAAAUAUGGUGUUAAGUUCA